AGUACAUGCCCGUUUUCUACCGAAUCGAAUCCUCAUAGCCAAACGCCCACCCCACCCGCACGACGACACCGACAAUCGAAGCAAAGCGGCGCCGGCCGUCGCCGCCUACCUAGCGUUCCCCCGUCUCGCCCCGCUGGUUUUGCUCUCUCCGGCGGGCGGGAUCUCCUCUGCAGCAGGAAGUAGUAUCAUUGUCCAAUUAAUAGGACGGCUUUGAAAUGACGAACAAUCUAACAAGCCAAGAAACAAGAUCUUGCCAUGCUCGUGGUGAAGCAAUCAGCAAGAAUGGAAGACCAAUCAUUCGAUUCGAAGAACUUCCACGGGACGUUCUGUACACAAUUGUGUCGAAACUGCCACCAAAAGAGUUUGCGAGGACUAGUAUUUUGUCAAGUGAGUGGAGAUGCAUGUGGUCAGCGUGUCCCAGAUUAACAUUCGAUGGUGUUGCAGUGUGCAAAUGCGACAGGGCUGAGUUGCACCAACACACUGAGAAAUUCAUCCAUGAGGUUAAUGCAGUUUUGCAGAAACAUCAUGGCAUGGUGGUUGAGACAUUGGAAGUCAGAAUCGAUUUUGUUGACAGCCUACUAGUGCAUCACCUCAAUGAUUGGGUUGCUUUUGCUAUGUCAUCACGAACAAAGAACCUAACUUUGGAUCUAAAGCCCAAAAAAUUUUGGGAAUACAACGACCGCUAUGUGUUUCCUUUCAAACUUUUAGACAAUGGAAGCAUAUCACGUCUACAGCAUAUGCAGCUUAGCUUUGUAUCUCUGAAGCCACCUUCUCGGUUCAGAGGUUUCCCAAAUCUAAGAAAGCUUCAUAUACAAUCACUGCAUGUCAGCAAUAAGGAUCUUGAACAUGUGUUGUCCCAUUGUUGUAAUCUUGUGUGGCUACGGAUAGACAGAUGCGAUCUCAAUGAUGAACUAACGGUGGAUGGUUCGCUGUCCCAUCUCCUGUACUUGCACGUUGAGUGCUGCAAAUUAACCAAGAUAAAAUUCCAUGCUGUGAGUCUAGCUACCUUUCAAUACGAAGGAGCCUUUGUACCUAUUGACCUCAGCCACUCUUCGAAGCUGCAAAAUGCAUAUAUACAAUUGAAUGAGGCAGUUUUUCAGCAUGUUCUCACAUCACUUCUCGUUGGGCUUCCGAACGUGCAAAAUUUGACUUUGCGUAUUCAUUGGCAACAUCUUGAGAAGCAAUGGUUGUGGGAUAAUCCUAGGAAGUUUUCUCAUCUCAGGCACUUGCAGUUAUUCAUGUUUUCACAUCCAAAAGAUGUUGACAAAGUUCUUUAUUCAGUAUCGUUUCUGAGGGCCACUCCUUUCAUCGAAAAGUUGGAGGUCCAUUUUACGGGCUUCCACUUAUGGUUGGCAAAUGUGGGUCCUCGCAGGCAGGACUUUGGGCAUUGUAAAUAUAAUUAUUUGAAGAACAUGUGCAUUACAGGAUUCAAAGCAGCAAGAGGACAAGUCGAAUUUCUUUUACAUGUCGUUGAAAAUGCGCCUGCACUGGAGAAUGUAACUAUAAAUACAAAUCAACAGGCAUCUAAGGAACGUUGGCCAUAUGGAGGCAGUGGACCACCCUUUGAGGAAGCUAAGCGGAUUGCUAUAACUAGCUUGAGUGUAGCACUCCCACAAAAUGUCAAGUUUUGUGUUAUCUAGUUAUUGCAUAAGGUAUGGGUAAAAAAGAAGUUUCCUCUUUCAAAACUUUCUAACAAAAGUGAAGUUUGUGUUGUUCAGUUCUUGUGUAAAGCAGGUGAUCGGCAGGAAAAUUGCUAUUAGUGUGGCUAUGUUCUUGUAUUAACUUCUACAGCUUAGUUUUUGUUGGUGAAAGAAACUGUUUUCCACGAAUAAGAUGCGGCGAGAACUAGCUCGCUAGAGUGGCUCAAGCUUAUGGGAGAAGUGUAGAGGAAACGAUUGCCUGGAGUGAUUGUCAAAAUCUGCUACCCCUGGCACC
Molecule: messenger RNA, 1935 nt
Organism: Phragmites australis (common reed)
Lineage: Eukaryota; Viridiplantae; Streptophyta; Magnoliopsida; Poales; Poaceae
Product: F-box protein At5g03100-like
Exons: 5
Coding region: 216-1640 (474 amino acids)
Molecular function (GO): protein binding
Source: RefSeq, a predicted model, not a curated record